Selaginella moellendorffii is the source of this 666-nucleotide messenger RNA. Its product is annotated as probable C-terminal domain small phosphatase. The record is from RefSeq and is a predicted model, not a curated record. NCBI's taxonomy places the organism in Eukaryota, Viridiplantae, Streptophyta, Lycopodiopsida, Selaginellales, Selaginellaceae. The coding region runs from base 1 to 666 and encodes 221 amino acids. Gene Ontology annotation, molecular function: phosphoprotein phosphatase activity. The transcript has a single exon.
AUGAAGCGCGAGCAUGGAGAUUGGGAUUUUCAGACACUAGAUCUUAUGCCAGAGCCCAAGAAGGUGAAAACGAAGGGUGAGUUUACUACAUGUAUUCUACCGCCACCUCUGGAUCCAAACAAGCCAACGUUGGUUUUGGACAUGGACAACACCCUCAUCCAUGCCCGAGAGGGGAAAGCAACGCUCAGGCUCUUCAGCGGGAAAGUUGUGCCACUGGAGCGCUACAUGGUGGCUAAGCGGCCCGGCGUGGACGAGUUCCUGCGAGACAUGGCGAAGCUCUACGAGAUAGUUGUGUUUACCGCAGCGAUGCAAUACUAUGCAGACAAGAUUCUGGACAAGCUCGACCCAGAGGGAUUGAUCACUCACCGCCUGUACCGGGAUUCGUGUGUUUCUUGCGACGGAGGGGAAACAAUGAUCAAAGACUUGUCGCGCUUGGGUCGCGACUUGAAGCGUGUGGUGAUCGUGGACGACAAUCCCCACUCCUUUUCCUUGCAGCCCAGGAAUGGAAUCCCCAUCCCGGCUUUCAAGAACAGGAAGGGGCGGAAGUAUUCACAUCUCAAGGAUAUUGGGUUUUUCCUGGAGACAUUUGCUAAGGCGGAGGAUUUGACACGGGCCCUUGACAUCGCCAAAACAAAGAGAUACAGGAAGAUCUGUAAAAUCUUUUGA